Nematocida major is the source of this 1698-nucleotide messenger RNA. RefSeq names its product methionyl-tRNA synthetase. Gene Ontology annotation, cellular component: aminoacyl-tRNA synthetase multienzyme complex; cytosol. Gene Ontology annotation, biological process: methionyl-tRNA aminoacylation. Gene Ontology annotation, molecular function: methionine-tRNA ligase activity; ATP binding. The transcript has a single exon. The record is from RefSeq and is a predicted model, not a curated record. NCBI's taxonomy places the organism in Eukaryota, Fungi, Microsporidia. Bases 1 to 1698 code for a protein of 565 amino acids.
AUGAACGUGCAAGUAGAAGAAGCUGCUGCAGGGCAGAAAGAAAAAAGGCUGAUUACAGCUGCUCUUCCGUACGUGAACAAUUUGCCGCAUUUGGGGAAUGUGGUCGGUGCUCUUCUGAGCGGUGACGUUUUUGCCAGGUAUUGCAGAAUUCGGGGGAUUUCAACUGUGUUUAUAUGCGGAACCGACGAGUACGGGACUGCGUCUGAAGUUUCUGCGGACAAGGCAGGGAUGAGCCCUUCCGAGCUAUGCGCUGAAAACAGCAAGAAGCACAAGGAGGUGUACGACUGGUUCCAGGUUGAGUGCGACAGCUUUGGGAGAACCUCCUGCGAGAGGCACAAGGAAAUAACGCAGAAGCUGUUCCUGGAGAUGCACAAAAACGACUCUUUCGUUGAGAGGGAAGAGCAGAGGUACUUCUGCCUGGAGUGCAAAAUGUUCCUGGCGGACCGGUACAUCGCCGGGACCUGCGGACAAUGCAACUCUGACCAGGCGCGGGGCGACCAGUGCGACAAGUGCGGGGUAGUGCUGCAGCCUGACGAGGUGUUGAACGCAAAGUGCACAACGUGCGGCAAGUCUCCGGAAAAGAGAAGCACAAAGCAUCUUUUCUACAAGCUCGACAAGCACGAGGAUGCGGUGCACGAGCUGAUAGACAGCCAUGCGCUUAAGUGGACGCCUGCUGCGAGGCAGAUAGCCUUUGAGUGGAGAGGGAAAGCGCUGAUUCCCCGGUGCAUAACAAGAGAUUUGAAGCACCGGUGGGGCGUGCCUGUUCCGCUGGAGGAGUACGAGGGGAAGGUUUUGUACGUGUGGUUUGAUGCGCCCAUAGGGUACAUCACGUUCACGGACAUGAUAGGAAAAGCUAGCUGGUGGAGCGACGAGUCGGUGGACCUGUACCAGUUCAUGGGAAAGGACAACGUCUUCUUCCACAGCGUGUUUUUCCCGGCGCUUCUCCAGGGGUGCGACUCCGUUAAGAAGUAUCCGAAGGUCAUCUCCUCCACGCACUAUCUGACAUACGAGGGAGACAAGUUCAGCAAGUCGCAGAACAGGGGAAUAUUCGGGCACCACCUGCUCAACGAUGCAAUGGGGCCUGCCGGUGUGUGGCGCUUCCACUUGAUGAGGUGCCGCCCCGAGACGGGAGACACGGACUUUUUGUGGAAGGAGUUCUACGAGUCUCUGAAUGUCAUGCUUAUCAACACAAUUGGAAACCUGUGCAACCGGGUGCUUUCGUACAUCAAUAAAUCUCUUGUGCGAAAGCUGUCGAGCUGCGCCCUGCCCAAGGAGACGGCAGAGGCGCUGAACACGCACUUGGUGAAGUACAUUAUGCACAUGGAGGACACAGAGAUUCGGCAUGCAGUGCAGUGCAUAAUUUCGGUGGCGAAUGUUGGGAACGCGUACGUCCAGAAGGCGUUUAACGAGAAGGUCGACAAGGCUGAGAUGGGGAGCCGCAUGUCGGCGGCCGUGAAUAUUCUGCUUCUCCUGAGCAGGAUGAUGUACUGCAUCAUGCCUGAAGAGUCGCUGAAGCUGAUGCGCAUGCUGGGCGUGGACGGAGAGCCGCAGCUGGGCGACCGAUUCACUGAAGAGCUGCAGGAGGGCCACGAAAUACGAGCGCCAUCCAUUCUCUUCUCCCCGCUGACAGAUGAGCAGGUGACGGAAGUUAUGAAGUUUUGCACCGGGCCGUGCCCCUUUUCUAAGAAGAAGCGGUGA